Uranotaenia lowii is the source of this 655-nucleotide messenger RNA. RefSeq lists its product as uncharacterized. NCBI's taxonomy places the organism in Eukaryota, Metazoa, Arthropoda, Insecta, Diptera, Culicidae. Bases 175 to 558 code for a protein of 127 amino acids. The transcript is spliced from 3 exons. The record is from RefSeq and is a predicted model, not a curated record.
AAAGUUUGUUCAUAUUGAGUUGAGGAUAGAAAGUUCCCUGGAUGAAAGAUAAGUUCCGAUGCUGUUAGUAUAGUAGUUCGGCAGGUGGAUUUCAAAAACAAUGAUGAGUACGCCGAGGUCUCCGUCAGGCUGCGUAACGGCACCGACAAAGCACGUGGAAGUACCGUACUGGACAUGGAUACAAACAUACGCAAAGGAAUCUCCGAAGGCAUGCAGGUGCAGAUCGAACUCGCCAGUAAAGUAGGAAAUGAAUACAUUGUGAUGCACAGUACAAAAAUCGAUAUCUGCGGCCAUAAGGAAAAUCUUAUGGCUGAUCCACUCUACUCUAUGCUGAUUGUUGAGAUGACAAAGUAUGGAAAUAUGAGCAUCGAUUGUCCGAUCGAAAAGGGAAAUUACUUCGUUCGUGGUUUUCAUGCGGAUGAUGAAAAUAUGAUGGUGAAGAUGGCUCCCUACGGUGAUUAUCGAAUGGAUGUUGAUUUAAAACAUUUGGAAAAAGGAAGCAAAGAACCAACUCCUGUGUUUGAUAUGAAAAUGUACGCUACUUUCAUGGCAGAAUAACCACGACAAAGUGUAAUCAAAUAAAAGACGGAUUUAGGAAAUAAAAAUAUAACGGUACAGCUUGUUCACCUUGAAGAAUAUUGUAAAUAAUAUAUGA